This is a messenger RNA of Tetrapisispora phaffii CBS 4417, 1590 nucleotides long. It is a transcript of the gene ALO1, whose product is annotated as D-arabinono-1,4-lactone oxidase. Bases 1 to 1590 code for a protein of 529 amino acids. The transcript has a single exon. NCBI's taxonomy places the organism in Eukaryota, Fungi, Ascomycota, Saccharomycetes, Saccharomycetales, Saccharomycetaceae. Gene Ontology annotation, cellular component: mitochondrion; membrane. The record is from RefSeq and is a predicted model, not a curated record. Gene Ontology annotation, molecular function: D-arabinono-1,4-lactone oxidase activity; FAD binding.
AUGAUCGAACUAGGCCAAAUUCCAGCUAAAAAGGAAUUCUUAUUUAAGAAUUGGGCAGGUAUUUAUUCCUGUAAACCACAAUUGUAUUUCCAACCACGUUCUGUCGAUGAAGUGAUUACGAUUGUGAAUAAUGCUAGAUCAGAGAAGAAAACAAUAGUAACUGUAGGGUCAGGUCAUUCUCCGAGUAAUAUGUGUAUGACCUCAGAAUGGCUAAUGAAUUUAGAUAAUUUAAAUCAGGUUAUUAAGUACGAGGAAAAUAAGGAACAGCAUUAUAUGGAUGUCACUGUUGAUGCAGGAUUAAGAGUUUAUCAAUUAAAUGAUUGGCUAGCUGAAAAAGGUUAUGCUAUUCAAAAUUUAGGUUCUAUUUCGGAACAAAGUGUUGCUGGUAUUAUUUCCACCGGUACACACGGUUCAUCUCCAUACCAUGGUCUUGUUUCUUCAAAUUUCGUUAAUUUAACCAUUGUGAAUGGUAAAGGUGAACUAGUCUUUUUGGAUUCCGAAAAUCAUCCAGAUGUUUUUAGAGCCGCAUUAUUGUCUCUAGGUAAAAUUGGUAUCAUUGUAAAAGCUACAAUCCGUACGAUUCCAGCUUUCAAUAUUAAAUCAUCACAAGAAGUUAUUACUUUUGACACUUUAUUAGAGAUAUGGGAUACUAUUUGGAGCUCUAGUGAAUUUAUCAGAGUUUGGUGGUAUCCAUAUACAAGAAAAUGUAUUUUGUGGAGAGGUGUUAAGACUGAAGAAGAAGUAACCCCUCCUAGGUAUUCCUGGUGGGGUAGCAGAUUAGGAAGAUUUUUAUACGAAGCACUUCUGUAUGUAUCUGUUAGAAUAUACCCAGCUCUAACACCUUACAUUGAAGAAUUUGUGUUCAAUAGACAAUAUGGUAACGUUGAAACUUACGGAAAUGGUGAUAUUGCUAUUGCUUCUUCAGUCAAAAGUUUGAAUAUGGAUUGUUUAUUUUCACAAUUUGUCGAUGAGUGGAGUUGUCCACUGGACAAUGGUCCUGAAAUAUUGCGUUCAUUAGACCAUUCUAUUACACAAGCUUGCAAUGCUAAAGAAUUUUACGUCCAUGUUCCAGUUGAAAUCCGUUGUUCGAACACUACUCUUCCUCCUAAGCCUUUGGACUAUUCUGACAGAACUUCCACCAGUCCAGGUCCUGUUUACGGCAAUAGGCUGCGUCCAUAUCUGGACAAUACCCCAUCUCAUUGUAGAUAUGCGCCUCUAUCAGAUGUCACUAACGGCCAACUAACAUUGUAUAUCAAUGCCACUAUAUACAGACCUUUCUAUUACAACACACCAAUUCACAAAUGGUAUAAACUAUUUGAAAAUACCAUGGCAGCAGCAGGCGGUAAGCCACAUUGGGCCAAGAACUUUUUGGGUUCUACUAAGUUUGCAAUGACAGAAGUCAAGGAAGAAUCUGAUUAUGAAGAUUUCGAAAUGAGAGGAAUGGCUAAAAAAAUUCAAGAAUGGUACGGUGAAGAUUUAAAACAAUUCCAGGAGAUCAGAAGACAGCAAGAUCCAGAGAAUAUUUUUGUUUCAAACAAAGAGUGGGCUAUUCUCAAUGGCAUUGUAACUGCUAAUGAGUUAGAGAAUUAA